Molecule: messenger RNA, 2289 nt
Organism: Aspergillus puulaauensis
Lineage: Eukaryota; Fungi; Ascomycota; Eurotiomycetes; Eurotiales; Aspergillaceae
Gene: APC5
Product: putative anaphase-promoting complex subunit Apc5
Exons: 7
Coding region: 1-2289 (762 amino acids)
Biological process (GO): protein K11-linked ubiquitination; positive regulation of mitotic metaphase/anaphase transition; anaphase-promoting complex-dependent catabolic process
Cellular component (GO): anaphase-promoting complex
Molecular function (GO): protein binding
Source: RefSeq, a predicted model, not a curated record
AUGAGUCGAUAUCUCACCCCAUCAAAGGUUGCUCUACUAUGCCUCAUCCAAGUCUAUACUGAAGGCGUGGUCCCGAACUCGUCUGCAAUCCAUGUCCUCUCGUUUGUGGUCGCUUAUCUCAGUCCCAUGGGCGGAGAGGAUGGACCUUCUUCUUCGGACGAUUGGGUUGCUCAGUAUUCAGUGACCAUCGAGGAUUUGGAACAGGCACUGGUAACAAGUCCAUCGUCUGUGCCUGGAAGAUCUGUUUGGGACUUGUUUCUCCGAAAAAUAUGGUCGAUCGACUCCUGUGACGCGUUGGAAGUGUUCUUCACAGAGAUAUCUACCAUACUUGCGAAGACCCGUGAAGAGCAGAUUAGAGACAGAGAUGCCGGCAUCAUUCCAGAGUCUGAUUGUAUGCGCCUCGCUCGAUGUUCGCCCCUAGGCGCGUUCGUAAGAAGAGCCCAACUGGAAUUCACAAGGUUGCAGUUUCACGACUCUGUAAAUCUAUGGAAAGGCUUUGUCAAAUAUCGCCUUCCGACAUACCGAGCCUGGGCGCGCAAAAACCCUUCCGACGAGCAGGCUUCUGUGGACAUCAAUUUAUUGGAACUGGGCCUCGGUACAAGCAGUCAUCUUUGUCAGGUAGCAUACGGGAACAUCGAAGAAGAUGAUGAAGACGAUCGCUAUGUCAGUACGAAGGAAGUUGAAAGGCUCCUCGAAUUUCAGAUCAACGAAUUGCAAAGAUUUGGUGGGAGAGUCCCAGAAGGAAUGAAAGCACAACUGGAGCGCAUUAUUGCAUCUGGUGUGACUUUGCCUAAUCUGAUACACUAUUUAAGGGCAGGGGAUUACCCGUCAUCUUUUGACAACCUUCAUCGCUACUUCGAUUACACGAUGCAUAGUCGAGACAAAGGGACCUAUCAAUAUGCGCUUCUAAAUCUUGCAAUACUACAAGCAGACUUCGGGUGUUAUGGAGAAGCCGUGUCUGCGAUGCAAGAAGCCGUCUCAAUCGCUCGGGAAUCCCAUGAUAUGAACUGCCUGAACUUCUGCAUGAGCUGGCUGUAUCAUUUUGGAAAAGCCUUUCCAGAACUCAUCAAAGAUGUUGAAAAUACUGGUAUGCUAGGUAAUGAAAAAGAAGGGCUAUCGUUCCUCAAAGCGAAGGCAAAAGAAACAGAGAUGUGGAGCUUAUUGAGUACUACCCUCCUGAGCGAAGCAAAACUCGAACUACAGAAUGGAGAGAGUCUCGCGUCGUCGAUCGAGAACGUUGUGCGCGCGUCACAUUUAAAUGUCACAAAGAACCUGGUGAAUUCAAUGGGGCCGCAGCUCCUACUUCAAACCGCACUAUACUCUAGAAUAGGAGUCACCCAUUUUGCCUGGCUGAGUAGCGAGGUAUUCCGCCAAUGCUACCGGAACAGCGCGCCUUUUGAAGACUAUUUGAAGAGCACAUUCCGAAGCUGCCAACUCCUAGCGCAACAAGGCCGCUAUAGCGAGGUUUCUGCCCACAUGACUGCAAUGAGCCCUGAAAGAUUUCGGUCAUUGAAAACGAGCCAAUAUUGGGCGUUUUUCUCGGGUGUACUUCAGCUUAAACGUAAAAUCUACAAUGACGACCAAGUAGCAGCAGGCUAUCUGCUGUCACAGCUCCAGGCAAUCGAUCUUCCUGACAGCGAUUUGUCAUUCCUAUUGUCCUUCUUAUCCGUUGAAUUUAUGAUCCGCCAAGCCAACUAUGCGCAGGCGUUGGACCUUAUUGAAAAGACUGCGCAGUCAAUUCACCAGGACAACUUCGAUAUCCAGCCCCAAGUCAAACUACUAUGUCUCAAGGCUCGCAUAUUUGAGAAAACAGGCCAGCCUGAACGGGGAUUCUCCUUGGCCAUGAGGGCUGCGAGCAUUGCCUAUCGCUCGAAACUGCUCCCCGGCCUCUGGGAGGCUAUCUGUGCAUUGGCAAAUGUUCUUUUGAGUCUCAAGGAGUUUGACGCUGCCUCAGUUAUGAUAGAGAGCAUCAUGCCUCAAAUUCUGGAGUCAAGCGAUUGUGAUCUCGCGGCUUCCGCGUACUCCCUCCUAGUAGAUGCCAAUAUGGGUAUCGCCGGCAAACUCUGGAGUGAAGGAAAGAAUACGCCCACCAAGAAAGAAUACAUGAACCGGGCCCUGGGUUACCUUGAUUGUGCCUACGACCAAUAUGAGGAAAUUGAGGAUAUCAGAGGGCAGUGUGAGAUGAUGGCUAAGAAAGCUACGGUGAUGCAUCUAACAGGCGAUUCGGUUCUUGCCAACGAUUAUGCCGCGAAGUACCUAGACCUACAAAAGCAGAAGGCAUCGCAGUAA